This is a messenger RNA of Pan troglodytes (chimpanzee), 2788 nucleotides long. RefSeq names its product phosphoglucomutase 3 (gene PGM3). NCBI's taxonomy places the organism in Eukaryota, Metazoa, Chordata, Mammalia, Primates, Hominidae. Gene Ontology annotation, biological process: UDP-N-acetylglucosamine biosynthetic process; hemopoiesis; carbohydrate metabolic process. Gene Ontology annotation, molecular function: phosphoacetylglucosamine mutase activity; magnesium ion binding. Bases 171 to 1808 code for a protein of 545 amino acids. The record is from RefSeq and is a predicted model, not a curated record. The transcript is spliced from 14 exons.
GGGCGGGGCUGGCGGAUAGUCCUCUGCCGUGAUUGGCCAGGGGGCGUGGCGACGAGCCGGAAGCCACGCAGGGCCACGUCUGCGGUUCUGAGGACUGGGUUUGGGUGCAGACGUCGUUGCUUGGGCGCUUCUCCGCUGCGUGUAGGUGAAGGGGGCUUCCUGACCGAGACAUGGAUUUAGGUGCUAUUACAAAAUACUCAGCAUUACAUGCCAAGCCCAAUGGACUGAUCCUGCAAUACGGGACUGCUGGAUUUCGAACGAAGGCAGAACAUCUUGAUCAUGUCAUGUUUCGCAUGGGAUUAUUAGCUGUCCUGAGGUCAAAACAGACAAAAUCCACUAUAGGAGUCAUGGUAACAGCGUCCCACAAUCCUGAGGAAGACAAUGGUGUAAAAUUGGUUGAUCCUUUGGGUGAAAUGUUGGCACCAUCCUGGGAGGAACAUGCCACCUAUUUAGCAAAUGCUGAGGAACAAGAUAUGCAGAGAGUGCUUAUUGACAUCAGCGAGAAAGAAGCUGUGAAUCUGCAACAAGAUGCCUUUGUAGUUAUUGGUAGAGAUACCAGGCCCAGCAGUGAGAAACUUUCACAAUCUGUAAUAGAUGGUGUGACUGUUCUAGGAGGUCAAUUCCAUGAUUAUGGCUUGUUAACAACACCCCAGCUGCACUACAUGGUGUAUUGUCGAAACACGGGUGGCCGAUAUGGAAAGGCAACUAUAGAAGGUUACUACCAGAAACUCUCUAAGGCUUUUGUGGAACUCACCAAACAGGCUUCCUGCAGUGGAGAUGAAUACAGAUCACUUAAGGUUGACUGUGCAAAUGGCAUAGGGGCCCUGAAGCUAAGGGAAAUGGAACACUACUUCUCACAGGGCCUGUCAGUUCAGCUGUUUAAUGAUGGGUCCAAGGGCAAACUCAAUCAUUUAUGUGGAGCUGACUUUGUGAAAAGUCAUCAGAAACCUCCACAGGGAAUGGAAAUUAAGUCCAAUGAAAGAUGCUGUUCUUUUGAUGGAGAUGCAGACAGAAUUGUUUAUUACUACCAUGAUGCAGAUGGCCACUUUCAUCUCAUAGAUGGAGACAAGAUAGCAACGUUAAUUAGCAGUUUCCUUAAAGAGCUCCUGGUGGAGAUUGGAGAAAGUUUGAAUAUUGGUGUUGUACAAACUGCAUAUGCAAAUGGAAGUUCAACACGGUAUCUUGAAGAAGUUAUGAAGGUACCUGUCUAUUGCACUAAGACUGGUGUAAAACAUUUGCACCACAAGGCUCAAGAGUUUGACAUUGGAGUUUAUUUUGAAGCAAAUGGGCAUGGCACUGCACUGUUUAGUACAGCUGUUGAAAUGAAGAUAAAACAAUCAGCAGAACAACUGGAAGAUAAGAAAAGAAAAGCUGCUAAGAUGCUUGAAAACAUUAUUGACUUGUUUAACCAGGCAGCUGGUGAUGCUAUUUCUGACAUGCUGGUGAUUGAGGCAAUCUUGGCUCUGAAGGGCUUGACUGUACAACAGUGGGAUGCUCUCUAUACAGAUCUUCCAAACAGACAACUUAAAGUUCAGGUUGCAGACAGGAGAGUUAUUAGCACUACCAAUGCUGAAAGACAAGCAGUUACACCCCCAGGAUUACAGGAGGCAAUCAAUGACCUGGUGAAGAAGUACAAGCUUUCUCGAGCUUUUGUCCGGCCCUCUGGUACAGAAGAUGUCGUCCGAGUAUAUGCAGAAGCAGACUCACAAGAAAGUGCAGAUCACCUUGCACAUGAAGUGAGCUUGGCAGUAUUUCAGCUGGCUGGAGGAAUUGGAGAAAGACCUCAACCAGUUCAAAAUAGGUUAUAAAGCAGCAGAGACAACACACAACAUCAGCAAUGCAUUUGGCCCAGGAACUGCUAAUGAACAUACAGUGCCGUGAUGGCUCAAGAAGUUUUGCAAAGGAGACUAGAGCCUUGAAGAUGAGGAGUGCAGUGGCCAGUCAUCGGAAAUUGAUAAUGACCAAUUGAGAACAUCAUCGAAACUGAUCCUCUUACAACUAUAAGAGAGCUGCCCAAGAACUCAAUGUUGACCAUUUUAUGGUCGUUCGGCAUUUGAAGCAAAUUGAAAAGUUGAAAAAGCUCAAUAAAUGGGUGCCUCAUGAGCUGAGUGAAAAAUAAAAAAAAUCGUUGUUUUGAAGUGUCAUUUUCUCUAUUGUAUGCAACAAUAAUGAAUCAUUUCUCUAUCGGAUUGUGAUGUGUGCCAAAAGGUGGAUUUUAUGCGACAACUGGCGAUGACCAGCUCAGUGGCUGGACUGAAAGAAGCUCCAAAGCACUUCCCAAAGCCAAACUUGCUCCAAAAAAUGGUCAUGGUCAUUGUUUGGUGGUUUGCUGCCAGUCUGAUCCACUACAGCUUUCUGAAUCCAGGUGAAACCAUUACAUCUGAUAAGUAUGCUCAGUAAAUCAAUGAGAUGCACCAAAAACUGCAAUGCCUGCAGCCGGCAUUGGCCACCAGAAAGGGCCCAAUUCUUUUCACGACAACACUGGGCCGCACGUUGCACAACCAACGCUUCGAAAAUUGAACUAAUUGGGCUAUGAAGUUUUGCCUCAUCUGCCAUAUUCACCUGACCUCUUGCCAACAAACUACCACUUCUUUAGGCAUCUCAGCAACGUUUUGCAGGGAAAUUGCUUCCACAGCUAGCAGGACACAGAAAAUGCUUUCCAAGAGUUCGUCAAAUUUGGAAGCAUGGAUUUUUAUGCUACAGGAGUAAACAAACUUAUUUCUCAUUGGCAAAAAUGUGUUGAUUGUAAUGGUUCCUAUUUUAAUUAAUAAAGAUUUGUGUGAACCUA